Molecule: messenger RNA, 675 nt
Organism: Oppia nitens
Lineage: Eukaryota; Metazoa; Arthropoda; Arachnida; Sarcoptiformes; Oppiidae
Exons: 1
Coding region: 115-675 (186 amino acids)
Source: RefSeq, a predicted model, not a curated record
CACUUUUUGAUGUGAUAGUGAAAUAGUGAGCAUUUAUCAAAUAUGAUUGUGAUUGUAAUUGUUUGUGAUUGAUCUUAAUUGGGUUGUGAUAAGUGAUAAUAAGUUAAUGUAGUGAUGGACUCUAACUCGUGUUCAUAUGUGGCCACUCAGAGAGGAGGUGUCGCCCUAUUGUUUGAGGGCCACAGAUAUAAUAAGGUGAGGGAUGGCAAAGACGGCACUGUUUACUGGCGUUGUUCUCGAGAUAGACAAUGUCCGGGACGGGCCGUUACUGUAAAUAAUCGCGUAAAGAAAGCUAACAAUAAACACAAUCACCCGCCAGAGGCUGCCCUGAGAAACGGUACGGCCGGUUCAUCUUUAAUCUCGUCACCACACGUCCCAUCUAUUAGUGCUUCCACUUCUAAAGAUCGUAAUGAUGAGGGACUACUCGCCUCUAGUAUUGCUCUUCAAGAUGUUAUUGAAGCUCAGGCAGCGGCCGCCGCCGCUUUUCCAUCAAUAGUUACCGAAACUUUAAAAUACUUAGCAGUGGCCAGCGGUAACCCGCAAAUGGCUGCUGCAUUUGCCUCAUCUAUGGCCUCACUUAGUAAUCCUUCGUUGAAAAAUUUUAAUUAUUCACUCGGAUCUAGAAAUAUACCCCUCAAUUUUGGAGGUCUGCGCCCACUAUCUUAUUUUAUAUAG